This is a messenger RNA of Delphinapterus leucas (beluga whale), 2571 nucleotides long. It is a transcript of the gene CLN3, whose product is annotated as CLN3 lysosomal/endosomal transmembrane protein, battenin. The record is from RefSeq and is a predicted model, not a curated record. Gene Ontology annotation, biological process: lysosomal lumen acidification; lysosome organization. NCBI's taxonomy places the organism in Eukaryota, Metazoa, Chordata, Mammalia, Artiodactyla, Monodontidae. Gene Ontology annotation, cellular component: membrane; lysosome.
CGGCAUGCGGGAUCCUCCCGGACCGGGGCACAAACCCGCGUCCCCUGCAUCGGCAGGCGGACUCCCAACCACUGCGCCACCAGGGAAGCCCUGGUGCUCUAUUUCUUAUUGCCGAGUCUCUAAGGUCACCUUUAGGUCUAACGUUGUAUGUUCAUCAGUAAGUUUCCUUUUUUGUUUUCUCAUCUGUAAAACCAGGGUUGAACUACUACUUUGGUUCUAAGAUAAUUUGAGAAAAGGGCCCUGUUAACCACCUUGGAUACUGCCAACAGACAAUUCAUGAAAUCUUUUUAGGUGGGUGUUAUCUUUAUGUGCAGUUUCUAAAGCAAUCGAAAGGCAACAGAUAGAAAUAAGAAUGACCCGAAGCUGGCUGCCUUUGUUGUCAGCCAGAAACAGUACCGACUAGGCAUGUGGCCAUAUUUAUUUCUGGCAGUUGCAGAGGAGCUGAAGCCAUUCGCAGCCAUGAUUAGUGCUGGUACGGUAGAUCACGGCCUUGGGCGUCCCCAACUAAUGUCAUGGUUCUUCUUGCUGCUCUUACCCAUCCCAGUUUUAAACCGUUGGUUCCAGGGUUCUUCCAGCCUCUCUCAGUCCCCCGCCCCGAAGCUGGGUAGGUCUAAAGAGAUGAUCGAGAAAGGACCCGGAAGUGGUGAGGACCUUCAAGCACGUGAUGAGGGACCGACAGGUGCUGUCACGUGAUCCGUCGUUCCUGGGUGCGGAAUGUUUAGGUGCUCUUAAAGGUACAGGCUGCAGGGCCCCCUGCUUUGGAGGGGCGGGGGCAGAGUCCGACGGGUGGGGCGUGGUGGGGCGUACGAGGGCGCAAGAUGGAGCCUGGGGUUAGGGCCGUGGCUCGUAGAGGCGCCACUGCAGCGGAGAGGCCGGAGCUGGGACCGGCAGUGGGGCGUUGAUCCCUCUCACCUGUCGUAGACCCUCAUCCGCCUCAUCGGAGCCAACUCUGAAGUCUCGCUGACUUUGGACCCCUCGGGGGACCUGAACUUGAUGCCAUGGGAGGCUGUGCGGGGCGGCGCCUUUCGGAUUCGGAGGGAGAGGAGGCCAAUCCGGCACUUAGGCCCCCGCCGCAGGACCGUCAGGGGACCCAUUGGAAGAACGCGGUGGGCUUCUGGCUCCUGGGCCUCUGCAACAACUUCUCUUACGUGGUGAUGCUCAGCGCUGCCCACGACAUCCUCAGUCACCAGAGAGCACCUGGGAACCAGAGCCAUGUGGACCCAGACCCAACACCCACCUCCCAUAAUAGCUCAUCUCGAUUUGACUGCAAUUCUGUCUCCACAGCUGCGGUGCUCCUGGCAGACAUCCUUCCCACCCUCGUCAUCAAAUUACUGGCUCCUCUCGGCCUUCAUCUGCUGCCCUACAGCCCCCGGGUGCUCACCAGUGGGGUUUGUGCUGCUGGAAGCUUCAUCCUGGUUGCCUUUUCUCAUUCGGUGGGAAUCAGCCUGUGUGGUGUGGUCUUGGCUAGCAUCUCUUCAGGUCUGGGGGAGGUCACCUUCCUCUCACUCACCGCCUUCUACCCCAGGGCUGUGAUCUCCUGGUGGUCCUCAGGUACUGGCGGAGCAGGGCUGCUGGGGGCACUGUCCUACCUGGGCCUCACCCAGGCUGGCCUCUCUCCCCAGCACACCCUGCUGUCCAUGCUGGGUAUACCCGCACUGCUGCUGGCCAGCUAUUUCUUGUUGCUCACGUCUCCUGGGCCCCAGGACCCUGGAGGGGAAGGGGAGGCAGACACGGCAGCCCGGCAACCCCUGAUAAACAGCGAGGCCCCAGAGUGGAAGCCAGGCUCCAGCUCACACCUGUCCCUUCAGGAAAGGUGGACCGUGUUUAAGGGCCUGCUGUGCUACAUCGUCCCCUUGGUGCUGGUUUACUUUGCUGAGUAUUUCAUCAACCAGGGACUUUUUGAACUCCUCUUCUUCCGGAACACGUUCCUGAGUCACGCUCAGCAAUACCGCUGGUACCAGAUGCUGUACCAGGCCGGCGUCUUUGCCUCCCGCUCUUCUCUCCGCUGCUGUCACAUCCGCCACACGUGGGCCCUGGCCUUGCUACAGUGCGUCAACCUGGCCUUCCUGCUGGCGGACGUGUGGCUGAGCUUCCUGCCGAGCAUCUACCUCGUCUUCCUGAUCAUUCUGUAUGAGGGACUUCUGGGGGGCGCGGCCUAUGUGAACACCUUUCACAACAUUGCCCUGGAGACCAGCAGUGAGCACCGGGAGUUUGCCAUGGCAACCACCUGUAUCUCGGACACCUUGGGGAUCUCGCUGUCAGGGCUCCUGGCCCUGCCUCUGCACGACUUCCUCUGCCAGCUCUCCUGACACUCUGACUCCUUGGAACAUAGGACACAGUGACCUGGGCCCACACUGACAGGCGGGCAAGUCAGACCGACCCCAGGCCCACGGCCCAGAGCCCACCCGUGAGCUCUGCCCCCAGCCAUCCCUACACGGCUGGGAUGUAGAAAAGUGCUGAGGUCCUGUUCCCCUUUGAUGGAGGGGCAGCGGUUUUCUUCCACUCCCAAGCUGCUUUCGGGGAAUUUCUUUGCAUUAUGCCUUCAGAAUAAAUGCCUAUUUUAUCAAUUGA